UAUUUCCCGCGUCCCAGGCUGCCGCCACCGUCCAUGGAAGAGAUAAAAGGAAGCUUGUCGAAGCCUGUGGCAGUUAUCGCCUGCAUCUCCAUGACAUUGUUUUAUGUUGCAACACUCUAUGCUCCUACUCUGAUCCUCCAACUCCCGCCUCCACACUCCUUCGACAAUUUCAUGAUUCGUUGGUUUAUUUGCGCCGCCGUUUCCUCCUUCGCUUCCGUUAUCAUAUGUGCUCUUCUCCUCCCAAUAAAAAUUGGGGAGGUAUUUUAUUUGCUUGGGGUUUAUGGCAUUCAAUCGGAUCAUAUUUGGCAAUCAGUACUCUUUCCACUUUUCUUGACUUCUCUUAUGUAUGCUGGAUCAUUGAUGUUGUUGGUUAAUAACUGGAUGGAGCAUAGGGAUCAAGACACAAGGCUAAUGUUAGGUUGUAUCAAAAGCACCCUUCUUAGGUUCCCCAGGCAGAUGUCAUCGUUGCUUCCAAUGUUUAUUCUGGCACCAUUAACAGAAGAAUUGGUGUUUAGAGCAUGUAUGAUUUCUUUACUUCUUUGUGGGGGAUUUAAAGCUUACGAUGUCAUUUUUCUUUGUCAAUGUCUUGCGGCACAUUUGAACCAUAUGAUGGAGAUCCACAGCCGCCACAAUUACAGCUUGCGUGAAGCCUCUAUGGUUGUAGGCCUCCAGCUGGGUUACACUGUGGUCUUCGGUUCACAUGCUUCAUUUCUCUUCAGUCGAACAGAAAGUCGCCCAGUAUUUGCCCUGUUUGCGUUUCACAAUCCUGAACACGCUGUCUAUAUCACCACCUUCUCUUGGAUACACCCUUCACAAUCCAUGUCUUUUAACACCCUCCACCCCAUGAAAUAUAAGGCUGAUAGAAAUGAACUAGUAAACGAAGCUACCACCAGUACAAUUUGGCUAUGGUUUUACAUCUUAAAAAAAAAAGAACAAAAGGAGAUGAUAACAAGGUGGGUUUAUGAUGUUACUCUUGCUGGGGGAUCAGGGUUGGUAGAAUUAGGGCAUGGGGAGUGGAGCUCAUAUCGAGAUCAGCCUCUCGUUCUCUUUCAUUAUGUAACAGUUCUGAAGCUAGUAGCAGCUGUAGUUGAAGACAAAGAGGCAAAAGGAAGUGAGAAGUGGAGGGAUAAAGCGGAUGGAAGGAAGAUGUGA
Hibiscus syriacus is the source of this 1152-nucleotide messenger RNA. RefSeq names its product CAAX prenyl protease 2-like. The record is from RefSeq and is a predicted model, not a curated record. Bases 34 to 1152 code for a protein of 372 amino acids. Lineage: Eukaryota; Viridiplantae; Streptophyta; Magnoliopsida; Malvales; Malvaceae. The transcript is spliced from 11 exons. Gene Ontology annotation, cellular component: endoplasmic reticulum membrane. Gene Ontology annotation, molecular function: metalloendopeptidase activity. Gene Ontology annotation, biological process: CAAX-box protein processing.